GAACUUUUGCAUAUGAAGAAAUAAAUAAAUAUAAAACCAAAAAUAAAAAUAAAAAAAAAUAAACAACACAGAAGACGACAUAAAAAGAAACCCAAAACAAACUGAAUACAUUUCAUUCUUUUAACAGAAAACAGAAAGUACCCCAAAAUAAAAAGCGAUAUUAAAAAACAUACACAAAUUAAAUAAACAAACACGUAUGAAUAACAAUUAAAAACAUAUACAAAAAGCCGGUGAACUGACUGUCCAAAAUAUGGCCACGUUAAAUAGGAAACUAAUAAUGUUAACAACACUUUUGACGCUGCUGAUUUGUUUUAACACAAAUAUAGCAGAAACCAAUGCUUCCUCCUUCGUAAUGAGUCGCACCAUGCCAGCCAUUGAAAUCGAUGCUGUACGGGAUCAGUACCUGAGUUUGGAACAAUCUUUGUGGCAACAUUUAAAUCGUUCCCAAAAUAUUCGCAAUACCGAACAACAAAUGCGUAAGAUUGCCGAUACUCAUCGUAAAUUCAUUAACGAUCACAUGAACUCCACGUGGCCCAUGGGAAAAUAUGAGAUAUUAAAUCACUAUGAAUGGAGUAUGUUGGAACGUGAUCUACAGCAAAUUGAGACUUUAUUUGGUGCAUUUAAGCGUCUGAUUAAUUCACAAGAGAAUAGUGUUGAUUUCACACGUUCCCAAGAUUUGGAUGAUCUCAUGGAUAAUACUUUGCGCAAUGACAAGACAUUUUCAAUGAGUCGCAUAUUUCAGGACACUGAAUUGAUAAUGGUGAAACAGACCAUGUAUUAUCGUGCCAUGAUGGCCUCCAAAGAGGAAAGAUGUUUGAAUCAACAAUCUACCCAACAAUUUAUCUACUCAUUGUAUACGGAUAUUGCAUUAACGGAACUUAAAGGUUACACAAUGAUGGAAUUCUCAUGGAUGAUGUUGAGAGUGUAUGGCAAGGGAAAUUUCACACAAGAAGCUGAACUUAUGCGUAAUGACUAUGAGAAACGUACUGAGAAAACUGUGCGUUUGUUGCGCGAAGUAAUGAAUCGUGCCGAUCGCAUUGUCUGGCGUUGUGAUCCCGAGAAAUAUGUUAAGGGUAAGAACUACGAGGAGGUGACACGUCUAGUACAGGGCUACAUUGAGAAUGAAGUUGAUAUGAAUUAUAAUCGUGAGUGUUGGAAGACCUGUGAUGACUAUGAACGCACCAAGAAUGAGGGAUGUUUUAAGGAUAAAUUCUGUGCCAGACAGGAACGUUGUUCGGGUCAUAUACAUAAUUGUCGUUAUGUUGAUUCGGAUAUGAGUAUAUGUCCUUCGGCUCGAGACAGUGUUCGCCGUUAUGAAUUUAUUGAAUAUGAAAAUGGUGUUACCUUGGGCAAGGCCUCUAAUUGUCCUCGCGGAAAAACAGCAGUUGAUUCAUGGUGGCGUUAUUUGUUUUGGCAUUGCACCUAUUGUUUCUGUUUGUGUGAUGAUCAAUACAGCACCAAAACCGAUCGUUAUUUCAAUUUACGUGAAACUCUAUCGAAUGUCAAUGACAACAAGGUUGUAACAGGCUUACGUUUUACCAAGAAAAAUCGUGUAUUCCAUUUGCAAAUACAAGAGGGUCAACUAUUGCCCCGAGGUAUGAUUAACGAAUCUACUUUGGCCUGGAAACCUGUAGAUAACUAUACUCUAAAUGAGAAGGGUGUUCACAACAAUCGUGAUUACUAUACGUUAACUUAUGGCGCUCGAUCCAUUGAUUUGGAUGAUAUACACACCGAUGAUAAUACGUUUGUGGUGACGGGUGUACGUUUUCGGGUAGUUGGAGCCCAUUUGAAUUUGGAGGCUAGAUUAAGUGAAUUUAGUUUUGAAAAUGGUCAAUUGGUUAAUCCCAAAGAAAAUAGUUUCUGGAAAUCUAACGAUAACACAGAUGUUAGUGGCGAUAGAAGAGCUAAAAUCGAACUAAAAGAUCCUGAUCAACCCAUACGCACCAUUGCCAAAUCAGUACCCGAUUCUCGUCAUAAUCAAUAUUUGGAAUUUUCUGCCUCAAGUUUUAACAAAGAUGCUUCUCAGUCCACCGUACCAUUUAUAGACAUACAAGAUGUUAUUUCUAAGCCUUCAGUGCCUUUGGCUGGUAUUGGCAUCUACCAUAAGGGUAGACCUGGUUUUGGUGGCUUUUUGGCUCCAAAACUUAUGACUUAUGAUUUUGCUCCGCACAUUCAUACACCUCGUAAAACUAAAAUGAAAUUACAAGGAUCUAUGUGGCCAUGUCUGAGCUUUUUACUAUUCACAUUUAUAUUAAUUUCUGAACCAAAAAAUUCUGCCUCGGUUUCUAUCGCACAUGUCGUUGGUGGUAUUUCAGUAUGGAAAGAUACAAUCACUGUAGUCAGAGAAUCUAUAGCAGCUGUUACGGAGUCCUGGGUACAAGCGGAAAAUAUCACUCAAGGAUCGAAUAAUAAUUUGCCUCAGAUUUUAUCUAGCUUCAAUGAGAUAUUUAGUAAUAUUGAUGUAAUUGAAGAUAAGCAUUCCACACCACUUGAUAAUAUCAAUAACUUAAAAUUGCUGGCAAAACAUAAUGAUCUCACCAAUACAAUGAAAUCUAUAUCGGAACGUUUUCAGGAAUUUAAACAAUAUGUAGUCCACCAGGAUAACUUGCAGUCUGCGCCUUUUUUGGCAUUUGCCGAAUUGACUGCUUCGCCCAAAGUUUCGAUACAAAAUUCAAUGGAUCGUUUGCAUUCGGCAAUGUUCGGUUCAGAUGAACUUCGCUCUAACACUUUUGAAAUGUUGGUGUCAAGUUAUGGGACAACCGAAAAAUGUUUGAAUCAGCAAUCUACACAACAAUUUAUCUACUCAUUGUACACGGCUAUUGCAUUAACAGAACUUAAAGCUUACACAAUAUUGCAAUACUGCUGGAUAAUUUUAAGAGCGAAUGCCAGAGAAAAUUUCACACAAAGAGCAGAGAAUUUGCGUCAAACUUAUGAAAAACGUUUUGAGAAAACAGUGAGCCGAUUACAUGAAGUAAUGCAAAGAGCCGAUCGCAUUGUUUGGCGCUGUGAUCCCGAUAGAUAUGUUGAGGGUGAAACAUACGAACAGGUGACACGUCUUUUGCAGGCCUACAUUGAGAAUGAAGUGGAUAUGAGUUCUAGUCGUGAUUGCAUGCAAUCGUGUGCUGCUUAUGGACGCACAAAGAAUGAGGGUUGUUAUAUGGAUCAGUUCUGUGCCGUGCAAGAACGUUGUUCGGGUCAAAUACACGAUUGCUAUUAUGCUGGCGGCUAUAUAAAAGCAUGUCCUUCGGCCCUUGAGAGUCUUCGUCGUUAUGAAUACAUAAAUUUUAAUGGUCGUAUUGUAGGAAAGGCUGGUAGUUGUCAUCGUGGUGAAUCACAGGCUAAUUCAUGGAUGCGUUAUGUACUUUGGGAGUGCAGUUAUUGUCUAUGUAUGUGCGAUGAUCAGAACAGCAUCAAAACGGAUCGAUAUUUUAAUUUACGUGAAACUCUGUCAAAUGUCAAUAACAAUAAGGUUGUGACAGGUUUACGUUUUACUAAAAAGAAUCGUAUAUUCCAUUUGCAAAUACAAGAGGGUGAGCUCAUGCCCAGAGGUAUGAUUAAAGAAUCCACGUUAGCCUGGAAAUCAGUUGAUAACUAUACUCUACACGAAAGGGGCGUUAUUAAUAAUCAAGAUUAUUUUACAUUAACCUAUGACGCCCGUUCGAUUGAUUUGGAUGAUAUAGAAAUCAAUGAUAAUAACUAUGUGGUGACGGGUGUACGUUUCCAGGUGGUGGGAGCCCAUUUGAAUUUACAAGCUAGAUUCAGUAAAUUUAAUUUUGAAACUGGACAAUUGAUUAAUACCCAGGAUAAUAGUUACUGGAAAACUAACGAAGUUAUAGAAUAUAAAAGAACCCAAAUUGAACUUAAUGAUGUUGAUGUACCCAAUCACACCCCAAACAAAUCAGAACCCAAUUCUGUUCACAAUCAAUACUUGAGAAUUUCGGUCUCUAGUUUAGAAAAAGAUGUCUCUCAAACAAACGUACCAUUUAUAGACAUUCAAGAUGUUGUAUCAAAACCUGCAGUGCCAUUAGCUGGUAUUGGUAUCUACCAUAAAGGUAGAAAUGGCUAUGGUGGAUUUUUGGCACCAAAAAUUAUGACUUAUGAUUUUUCUCCCCAUAUACAAACAUCCCGUUAAAAUUAAAUGUAUCUUACUCUCAGCCUAAAUUAAAUAUAUCUCAUACAUUUUUUAAUCCUGUAAAUUUUAGUAGUUAAAAAAAUAUUUGUAAUACAAAUAGUUUUCAAGUAAAGGUUUCAUUAUACAUAUAAUUAAAUAUAAAA
Molecule: messenger RNA, 4275 nt
Organism: Calliphora vicina (urban bluebottle blowfly)
Lineage: Eukaryota; Metazoa; Arthropoda; Insecta; Diptera; Calliphoridae
Exons: 15
Coding region: 251-4132 (1293 amino acids)
Source: RefSeq, a predicted model, not a curated record